Messenger RNA from Apis cerana (Asiatic honeybee), 7232 nucleotides. RefSeq names its product gamma-aminobutyric acid type B receptor subunit 3 (gene GABA-B-R3). Gene Ontology annotation, molecular function: G protein-coupled GABA receptor activity. NCBI's taxonomy places the organism in Eukaryota, Metazoa, Arthropoda, Insecta, Hymenoptera, Apidae. Gene Ontology annotation, biological process: G protein-coupled receptor signaling pathway; gamma-aminobutyric acid signaling pathway. The record is from RefSeq and is a predicted model, not a curated record. Gene Ontology annotation, cellular component: membrane; G protein-coupled receptor heterodimeric complex.
GGAUAAAUAGCGGUUCGAUGAACGAACGUAGGUUUUCGUUGAAGGGAAAAUGCAAGAGAAACGAGAGUCUGCGCGUUAACGGAGGGAGGCCUGUCGCGAGAACUCCUGUAGGAGACAAGCCACGUAGAAUUCCACGGAGCCAACAGUGCGCGAACCGCCACCACGCGACGCGGUUGCUCCGUCGCGAUACCUUUCCGUGUAUAUAUCCACAGUUCUUUCGGAUAUAUAUCUUAUAUCUUUCUCGCGCAACUUUAUCUCUAUAUUUACUUUCGCGCCUUGCCCCCCGCCAACCCUUUCGAUAAAUUUCGAGAAGCACCGCGAACGGUCAGCAAAAGGGAGAACUCGCGACAACUGAUCCUUCGUUUCUCCCCUCGUUUCUUUAUUCCGCGAUCGUCACGUUCGAUCAACCGGAUCCGGUUAAUUAUUAUUCGAUGCUCGAUCAUCGUCGUUUCUCGCCGACGAUUAAAAUGCGAUCACGUUGACAAACGCGUGAUUUGUAUGCGGUGGAAGAUUAAGAUAAACCGGACGAGUUAGAUGAGAUAAGAAGGAAAGAGGAGAAGAAAGAGGGAAAUUUCUUUUCGAAGGAUAUAUAAUCGAAUCGGAAUCAGUCUGGGGAGGGGGGUUGAUGGCGAUAUCGAGAAACGUCGAUACGAGGAUCGAUUCGGGACGAUUAAGACUCGAUGGAUAGAAGAGAGAGGAGUAUUGGUGUUUGUAGAAAAACUGUGGAACGAUUAUUAGUUUUGUCAAUUGUCGCUUCAAUGGUGACGCGUUUAUCGGAGAAAGGAUUUGAUUGAAGAAAAUUGGAAGAAAAGGGGGGAAAAAACGCGAUAUUCGGAGAUAUUCGAGGAAAUUAUCGAGGCGUCCAUUUCUCUGCGAUUUUGCCGAAGAAAAAUGCGACGUUUCGAGCAAUAUUACACGAUUUUAUGAUGAGAAGAAGCCGGCGAGACGCUUCGAGUCGUCGAACCACCGACGUCGACGGCGACUGAUUAUGACGCGCGUCCACACGCGUCGCGAUUUCUCUCGUCUCCUCCUGCCGUCGUUCUCGUCCUCCGAGACCCUCCUCCUCCUCCUCCUCCUCCUCCUCCUCGGCCUCCUGUCCGUUCGUGACGCGUCGCCGUGCGACGAGAACCGUGCCAAGCAUCAUGAUAUUUCCGCGUCCCCUCAUCGCCUGCGCGACAUCGGGGAGAGGAAAUAUUCCCGAGGAGAUCUCGACGAGGAAUGGCGCGGCUUGAACGAGGUCCCCGGAUGGUCGAGAAGAGGAAGAGCGAGGGCGCGGAGAAAGUCGGGCGAGAAGCGGUUCGAUGUCGAAUCACGAGUCGCGGCCGAUUUUCGCGCGCGACACGAGAAGCAAAAGUUUCGGAGGAAGGGCGAUGGAACGAUCGACGGGAAUUUGAGCGAAUUCGACAACGCGGCGAGGAGGCGCGGCGCGUUCAGGGCGAAGAGGAAUUUCGGAAGGAGGCAGAAAUCGGAGAGGAAGGCGGUGAAAUCUGUUGCCAAUUGCGAAGGUUGCGAGGAGGAGGAGGAAUUGUUGGGCGAGAGAAACGACUCGCGGAGGAGGAACAGAUCCGACAGAGUCGCGGAUAAUCCCGAAGGGAGAGGAAAGAAUGGGAGCGGGGAGGGGAAUCCGGUCGAUUGGGCGGAAGUGAGCGGCAAUCUGUCAUCGAGCUCGAGCGAGGAGGCUUUCACGGGGUUCGAGGGCUCGCAGAAAUUCCCUAUAAAAGUCACGUACAAGCCGCCCAUAGCGGCCCAAGUGGAAAAGUUCGACAGAAGGCACUUCGGCCCGCCUAAAAUGGAUAUUGGAAGCGAGACCACGCUCGCUUCGUAUCCGUCCACCGUUGCCCCCGAUCUUCCCAAGAGUCCUGGCAGGGACGUCCUUAAUCGGCAUCGCAAAGUGGACGAGAAUACGGAGGAGGAGCGAAGGCAGGAAGCGAUGGAGGAGAACGAGAGAGGGGACGGCACCGCGGACGAUAGCUGGUUACCCGGUGCGUCUUCCGGUCGGCGAUCCUCCAACAUAGCCGCUGCAAAAUCUUUCCCGGACGAGAAACGCGCCUCCAUCUCCUCCUCCCCCGACCUUUUCCCAUCCACUGGAAUCGACGCCAAGGAUAUCGAGCGAGAGAACGAGGAAAAUAACGGGACGGUGGUGAAAUCGUCCGAAAAGAUAAACGUAACCAUCCUGGGUCUGUUCGAGAUGACGCGAGGCUCCGAGCCCAGACCGGAAGGGUCCAGCGAGCUACAAGCGGCGAGAUUAGCUGUCGAACGCGUCAACGAAAUGAACGUUCUAUCCAAAUUUCGCCUGCGUCUCAUUCACAACGAUACCAAAUGCGACCCCGGAGUGGCGGUUGACAGAUUCUUUCACGCUCUCUACUCGGCGAAGAAGAACGAUCUGAUACCGUUGUUGCUGGGCACCGCCUGUUCCGAGGUCACGGAAACCUUAGCCAAAAUCGUGCGCUACUGGAACGUGAUACAAGUCUCCUUCGGAUCCACCGCACCUGCUCUCUCGGAUUCCACCGAAUUUCCGCUUUUCUUGCGCACCGUGGCGCCGGAUUCCAGCCACAAUCCCGCCAGGAUAGCGCUCAUCAAACAUUUCGGAUGGGACACCGUCACCGCCCUCUCUCAAACCGACGACAUGUACUCCCUGGCUGUGAACGAUCUGGUCACGGAGCUGGAACAGGCGAAUAUCACGUGCGCAGCUACCAUCACGUUCGCGGAGAACGAUUACAAGGAACAGUUGCAAACUUUGAAAAAAUUGGACACGAGAAUCAUCAUAGGAAGUUUUUCACCGCAAUUGGCGUCACGUGUUCUGUGCGAGACUUGGAAACUAGGGAUGCACGGAGGAGACUACGCGUGGAUCCUGCCAAGUGACACGAUCGAACAAGUGACGAAAACGCCGGACAAUUCGUCGUAUUCGGAGGAAUGUACGCCUUCGCAGCUGAACCAAACUUUGAACGGUUUGAUUAUCGUCAACAGUCAUGACUCCGCCUUAGAAAACGAAAUUACUUCGUCGGGUCUGACGAACAACAAUUUCUUGUCGGAAUUGGCGAGCAGAGGCGUGACGUAUUCGAAGUUUGCAGGGCAGACCUACGACGCAGUCUGGGCUAUGGCGUUCGCGUUGGAAAAGACCGAGACAAUCUUGAACAGAGAUAACAUCAGCUUAGCCCAAUACACGCACGCUAGAAAGGACAUCGCGUUACAACUAUUGGAACAGUUGAAACUUUUGCGCUUUAUCGGAGUUUCGGGACCAGUCUCGUUCGACGGUGCCGAUCGAAUAGGUAUCACGGCGUUCUACCAGAUGCACGGGCGCGUUAAGCGAAAAAUAGCGAUUUUCAGUCCAGAGGAUGGAAAACUGGUGAUGAAUUGCUCGGAAUGCGCGAUGAUGAGAUGGCCGGAUGGACAUCCCCCAGCAGCUCGAAGGGUUUUCCGGUUAAGGGUGGUGACUGUAGCACCUGCGGCUUUUCUAGCGGUUACUUGCCUGGCCAGCAUCGGCGUCACUUUAGCGUUCGCUUUCUUGGCGUUCAAUUUGCAUUUUCGCAAGCACAAGAGUAUAAAGCUUUCGAGCCCUAGGCUUAACAACAUGGCUGCCGUUGGUUGCGGUUUGGUCUACGGUGCAGUCGUACUUUUGGGCUUGGACCACGCCACCCUUCCCGACAGCAACGAUUACUAUCCUACAGUAUGCACCGCGAGAGUCUAUUUAUUGUCUGCCGGCUUUUCCUUGGCUUUCGGAUCGAUGUUCACCAAAACCUAUCGCGUCCACCGAAUUUUCACGAGAAGCAGAAGCGGGGUUGUCAAAAACAAGCUACUUCAGGAUACCCAGCUUAUAAGCUUGAUCUGCGUACUUUUACUGAUAGACGGUCUCGUGGUCACCCUGUGGGUGACUUUCGACCCGAUGCAACGUCAUCUUCGAAACUUAACUCUGGAGAUGAACCCGCAAGAUAGGGGAGUUGUGUACCAAUCUCAGGUGGAGGUGUGUCGUUCUCAGCACACGAACAGCUGGUUGGGGGCGCUUUACAUUUACAAAGGUCUGUUGCUCGUCGUCGGCCUGUACAUGGCUUGGGAAACGAGACACGUGAAAAUACCGGCUUUGAACGACUCCCAAUACAUCGGCAUGAGCGUUUACUUCGUGGUGAUCACAUCAGGGAUCGUGGUGGUGUUGGCGAAUUUGAUGUCCGACCGUGUAACUCUGGCCUUCGUCACGAUCACCGCUCUGAUCUUGGCCUCGACGAGCGCGACGCUGGCGCUGCUGUUUCUUCCCCAGCUGACGAACAUUUUGGCAGGCGAGAGGGCCGACCCCGUCGUGCAGAGUCUCGGUUUGAAGAUCGAGUGCAACACGAGGAGAUUCGUGACCGACGACAGAACCGAGCUUCAAUAUCGCGUGGAAGUGCAGAAUCGUGUGUAUCGUCGUGAAAUGGCACAGCUGGAGCUGGAAUUGGCCAGAUUGGAGAAACAAUUGGCACAGGAACCGGUUGAACCAUCGCACGCUUCGUCGAGCGCAUCGAUUCCGCAACGCAAUCCGAGCAUCGGGGGUGGUCUGCCUUUGUUGUUGCUCAGCGUCCUCCCACCGGUCAUCCCUAGGGCUAGCUGGCCGUCCGCCGAUUCGUCCGGGAUACGACGCGGUACUGUAGCGUUUAGCAGUCAGCCGGACUUGGAGCCGGACACGGAGAGGCGAAGCCUCGCGGACAUUUACAAGCUUCAUCAACGGAGGGAGACGGAAGGGGCAAAUCGUUUGGGCGUUUUUCAACGAUUCUUCAACCUUUUCGGCAGUCGUCCCAGCAGCAGGAAAACCUCGAUCGCUUCGUUCACGGGAGUGGCGUCGGCGUUACGGGUUCACAUGGGCUACAUCGCCGGCCUGGUGCCGGGCACGAAAGCCGCGUCUACCUGUCAGGUCGACGCCCAAGGCGCUCGUUCCCCUCAUCCUCGAUGCGGCUCAGGACCAAUAAUUAGUAUUACUAGCGAAGAAGAUCGCAGAUUAAGCCUGGGGUUACGUCGCAAAGAGUACAGCGAGCCGAGAGUGAAUUUCAGUUUACCGCCCAAAGCGAGUAGCAGCCAAACGUCGUCGCGGGAAAAAAUUCGAGGAUCCCCCCGAUUUCCUCAUCGGAUAGUGCCGACGAACAGCUUAAAUACCAUUGCAUCGGGAUCGUCGAUCUCGAAAUCUCAUCGAUGGCAUUCCAUGGAAGACGCGAGAAAAAGCAAAACCGUCUCUCAACUCCCCCGUGGCUCGUCCUGCAGCCCUAGCUGCGACGUGUGGGCCACUCGUGAAUUCGGAAUUCCAUUAAGCGAAUUGGGGACCACUGUCCGGGGCAAAAAAGUUGGGGAAUCAUUAGCUUUGACCAUUAUGGCGGAAUCGAAUGUAAAUCCGGAUGACGCGAACCUUGCCAACCAUCCCAAAUUGUUCAAAGAGGGUGACGUGCACGUUACUCCUUUCGAAUCGGACGUGAAAAUCGCUCCUUCCGUUUCCUCCUCGUCCUCCUCGUCCUCCUCGUCCGCGUCCCACACCAGGACGUUGAGCGUAACGAACGACGCGUCCUCCUCCAGAAACGAACCCAGUUCUCAAUCUGCACGGUUAAUAAACGCCGGCGCGAACUUCGAGAUCGAGAAAUCGGAUUGUUCUCGACCCUCGAGCCCCAUCGAUCGCGUCAUCGAUCUCAAUCCUCCCGAGGAGAUGGAUAAUCAUACGAAAUCGUACGAAAAUCAACUGCCGCGUAGAUUAAAGUAAUAAGCGUGGGGGAAAAUAACUUGCUGCUCCGUGGAUAUUCUUUUUUUUUUUUUAGUUUAUUUUUUUCUUCCGUUCUGUUUAACUCUUGACGUAAUUACGUACGUUAUUAAUCAAUUAGGAAGAAGAAGAAUCUACUCUCUCGAUGAAGAGGUUGAAACAUACGUGAAUUUCUAGAAAACGAAUUUCCUGAAAACGCGUGGUUAAUAUAUAUAUAUAUAUUUUUUUUUUCUCUCGUUUCUCCUUUCUUCCCGCUCUUAUGAGUUAAGGUUAUAUUGCUUAAAAGAUAAACGGGUAAAGGGAUGUAAAAAAAAAAAGAGAAAAAAAAAAAAUGUAAUCAUUCGUGUACAUGACAAUCCUCAGCAAUCGUAUACACAUGAAAGAUCAAGCUCAAAUUGAUCGUGCGAAAUUUUAGCGUGAGAAUCAUCUCUUUUAAUAUUUAUCGUAUGUGUGUUCCUUAGUAAUCGUGCCAAAGACAUAAGACUAUUACGGGGCCCGUAAAAGUAUACGGUUGAUCGGCAUUAUGGAUUAUCACAUUAUGAAGGGACCAAAAUAUAAUAAUAGUCAUUUCUUAUUCGUUCUUAGACGAAUGAUUUCUAAUUCAUGCUCGAAAGUUUUGAAAGUUAUUUGCCGAUAUGUUUAAAUGUACGUUUAAUGAUUCGAAUUGUUUUUUUUUCUUUUUUUUUUUUUUAUUUUAUUUUCUCUAUUUUUUCGUGAUAUUAUACGACUUGAUGGCGUAAAGUCGUUGAAGGAACGCUGAGAGUACUCUUACAGGUCCAACGUUAAAGUGUUCAGUACCCCCAUACCUUUCCUCAAGUACCUGCACUCGAUGUAAUAAUGAAAAAGAAAUAUCUUCUCGUAAAAUGAAAAAUCGUAAGAAUAAACAUAUUGAUUUCCUCUAUAAAUCUUCAAACCUGACGUACUGAUAUUUUAACACCAGUACGUAUAUAUAUAUAUAAAGAAUACAUGUAUAAAUAUAUAUAUAUAUAUAGAUAAGUGAGAAUAACAUGUGGAAAUAUCCUCCACGUACCUCGAGUAUCUCGAUGUGUCAAUCAUUGAAUUACUACUGAAAACUUUAUCGCUAAGCAAUAAUCUUUGUCGGUGCAAUUAAUAAUCUAUCGUACUACUGUAAAAUACAUCAUUUCCAUUCUAUCUAUCUAUCUAUCGAGGAUAAGUAGAAAUUUUUUGAAAGUAAAUCAGAAUAUUUUAUUUUUAUCUAUUUUUAGAUAUAACGAUGCAUAUGAAUUAGUAGAGUACAAAAAGUUAUAUUUUUUUCAAAACAAGGCAAUUAUUUACAUCAUAUUGCAAUUGCAAGUACAGGAUUUCAUACAUACGAAGGAUGUAAUAGAUAUACAAUUAUUUAUGAUGGAAUAUGAAACUUUGAAGAAUAUUUAGGCUGCAAGAUUUGCGUAAAGUUAAGAAAAAACAAAUUUUAACGAUGUACAUAUGUAAUAGAAUAACUCAAUUAUUUGAAUACGCGUUAACAAAGAAAUUCUAACAAAAUAAAUUAUACAUUUGUCUACAA